Molecule: messenger RNA, 1196 nt
Organism: Amaranthus tricolor (Joseph's coat)
Lineage: Eukaryota; Viridiplantae; Streptophyta; Magnoliopsida; Caryophyllales; Amaranthaceae
Product: LOB domain-containing protein 15
Exons: 3
Coding region: 170-949 (259 amino acids)
Source: RefSeq, a predicted model, not a curated record
CAUUUUCCUCUUCAUCUUCUAGUCUUUUAUAACUUGCCUUUUAAGUACUCCUUUCCCUUUCAUUUUCUUUUCUCUUUCAUCUUCCCUUUAACACCAACUUUCUCUCUCUUAUUUCUCCCUCUUAUUUCUCUCUCUAAAACCUCCACAUCCAUACCUUGAGCAUGCCUGAAUGUCCAGAGAAAGGGAGAGAUUUGAUGAGAUAGGCAAGAAGAUCAAGAGAGAUCAAAACGAUGCGUUUUCCAAAACAGGAGGAGGAGGAAGAAGGCAUAUUCAGUUGGGCCCACCAGGAACCCUAAAUACUAUUACACCUUGUGCUGCUUGUAAGCUCUUAAGAAGAAGAUGUGCUCAAGAAUGUCCCUUUUCUCCAUACUUCUCUCCUCAUGAGCCUCAGAAAUUUGCUUCUGUUCAUAAAGUUUUUGGUGCUAGCAAUGUUUCUAAGAUGCUCAUGGAAGUACCAGAAAAUCAAAGAGCAGAUGCAGCAAACAGCUUGGUAUAUGAAGCAAAUGUGAGGCUAAGAGAUCCAAUUUAUGGAUGCAUGGGUGCAAUUUCAGCAUUACAACAACAAAUUCAAGUUUUACAAGCUGAACUCAAUGCAUUAAGGGCUGAGAUACUUAAGUACAAAUUUAAUGAGGCUAAUAAUCAUGUUUCAAACAUCAUUACUACUAAUAAUACUACUACUAAUCCAUCAUCAUCUUCUCAUAAUGAUCUUACUUUCUUUUCCUCCGCCACCUCGGUUUCCAUCGCCGCCCAACCUCCACCACCUUCGCCGCCUCCUCCACCACCGCUUCCGCCGCCUCUUCAUGAUCUUGAUCAUACUAGUAUUAAUCCUACAAUCUCUUCUUCAAUGUAUACACCAACACAACCUUCCUCUUCUAGAAAUGAUCAUGAUGAUCAUAAUCAUGAUCAUUAUAGCUCUAUUUCUAAUGAGAACAUCUCCUACUUUGUUUAAGCAUAACCAAAUUAUAACCCCAUUAUUAAUUGUUCUUGACUAUCAUUAAUCAACAAUGUAAUAAGAAAUGGAUUACAAUAAUCCAUAUUAUUAUAGUUUUUGAAUUUAUGUGUUUUGAUUAAUUGGUGUUUAAUUAAUUAAUUUGCCUUUGUUGAGGUGAAGUAGUGAUGUACAAAACUCUUUUGGUAAAUUAUUCUUCUACAUAGAUUUUUAUGGUUGAGGAAUAAUUAUUUCUUUGCAUAUGUUG